AUGUUUGAAUGGGUCCUGGUUGGCUGGAGUCUGGGUUUAAGGAAGCUUGUCCGCUCGGCAGUCGGAGCGGAGGGGGACUCGACGGAGGGAGCUUCAGGCGGAGUGAGUGAGCUGGUGACGGACACAGAAAUAUCACCACGACGGCUCUCUUUAACAUCCAUAUGCAAGCUUCGCUUAAAACACACUCUCUCCGUAGAACUCUAUUUGUGUCAAACAGAGGUGAGUAGAACUGUUGCGCCGUGUUUUUGUGGAUGUAUCUGUGUGGAAAUAACCGUAGCUAGGAGGGCUCUAUACAAAGGCUUUCUUUGCCGGAGAAAAUGCCGGGGCUGCAGCAGCCGGGAGGCCCGCCUGUGUCUUUCAAGUCGCCGACCAGCAACGGUUAUCCCUCCGCUGUUUCGCUCCAUCUCGCGCAUUUCUACACGAAAUUUUUAACCCUACCGCUUUGGUAAGCACCGUUCGUGGACAUUACUUACCUUUCGUGGUAACAUUUACCGAGCAAUGUGGGUUUUUGACAACCGUGGCCGGUACCGAGAAACAUGGUCGCUCUGCGGAGUCUCCUAACGCUGCACGCCGGGCACCAGUGCAGUCCGUGCCGCUAGAGGGUUACGGGGACAGUCGGGGUUGCUCGGUUGAAACCAGUGAGGCGUCCGGAAGGGAAAUACACGCGACAACAGGUUUGAUUAUGUAAUACUUAAAAUGCGUUACACUUAGUGGCGUGUGUGGCUAAACUUUCUUUGUACACAUGAUAUGUCAAACAAAGUUGGCAUUCGGCUUCAUUAUGCUUCGUUUUCAGCUCAGUUUUAUUAGCUUCUCGGCAUUUUUCAGCGGGGCGUCUUUGCUGACCCAUCCUGGUUUCCCCGUAGCGUUCGUCGCCUUUCACUACCAGGGUUCACUCGGUUAUAUUCAGUAA
Molecule: messenger RNA, 910 nt
Organism: Xyrichtys novacula (pearly razorfish)
Lineage: Eukaryota; Metazoa; Chordata; Actinopteri; Labriformes; Labridae
Source: the annotation of a GenBank genome assembly